Cladophialophora immunda is the source of this 3527-nucleotide messenger RNA. RefSeq lists its product as uncharacterized. The record is from RefSeq and is a predicted model, not a curated record. Gene Ontology annotation, biological process: mRNA splicing, via spliceosome. NCBI's taxonomy places the organism in Eukaryota, Fungi, Ascomycota, Eurotiomycetes, Chaetothyriales, Herpotrichiellaceae. Gene Ontology annotation, molecular function: mRNA binding. The coding region runs from base 466 to 3048 and encodes 860 amino acids. Gene Ontology annotation, cellular component: cytoplasmic stress granule. The transcript has a single exon.
GGUCAAUUGAUUGCUUCCGUUUCUGAGCUGUUUCCCUCAUUCUUCUGCUGGUUCACCGUUGCUCCUCCUUGAUUUUGGCCCUACUCUCUCUUCUUCAUUCUCUCGCUACCUCCUCGUCUCUGACCCAUCUUCUCUUCUAUUCCCAUCAUUUUGUUCCCUUCAUUCACUCGUUCCAUUCCUCUGAGCCGAUCUUGUUUUCGAUCUUUUCCUUAUAGACUCCAUUCGUACCAGUCCAUAUUCCACCAGCCAUUCGUUUAUGUACAGACGCUCUGCCUCCCCGAGUCCUCUCCGCAUCUUCAGACAGAACCUGCAGCCAGUCGUUCCGCUUGCGAAGCUCGAAACAGUGCUUUGACGGCCAGAUUCGUGCUUCUUUUCACCCCCUUCCCCCCCUCUCCACAAUAAGAAAGACGAACACCACCUGUCCUUGGACCUGGUCCUGGGGACACGAUCCAUCAAUAAUCCCAUAUGCUUGCUGCAAUGCAGAGUCAGGACGUGUUUGGGGGAUUUGGCAGCCGUUAUGCUUCUUCAAAAUUUGGGACUGAUAAUACAGGCUUCAGUCAUGGCGCGUACAAUUCGAACCACACAGGCUAUCCUCCAUUCGCCGAUCGCAACAUGAGAAAACCUGCCAUUCCUUCGAUAGCUACUGCUACCAAAGAUCAACAACAUAGUUAUAAUGUCACCGAGCAGACUCCGGCUACCGCCUUUGAUAUGAAUUUCACGCCCUUGUUGCCUUCUCAGCUUUUGCUGGGCAGCCCUUUCCAGCCAGGGUCUCCUGGUUCCUUCGCUUCUCCGCAGUUUCCCACCUUCAAUCGCUUUGCCCCGGGAACAAAUGCUCUUCACACGCAGACUCAGCAGUAUCAACAGAACCAACAUGCUCAGGCCCAACUCGCGAGUCCUACUCAGCCCAAUGCCAAUCCGCUCUCGCCACAAGCAUAUCAUACGGUCAUGUCACCGGAAAGCUAUACGGCACAGUCCCCAACCGGCUUCAGUGGCCUAGGUGGUGCGGCAUUCGGGCAUUACCAACCCAUGGUAGGCAUGGGCAACUCAUGGAUGACUGGUACAAGUCGCACAGUCUACUUGGGGAAUAUUCCAGCGGAUACAUCUGCCGAGGAGAUCCUAAGUCACGUUCGAAGUGGUCAGAUCGAAUCCGUGAGGCUACUACCCGAAAAGAACUGUGCGUUUAUUUCGUUCUUGGAUAGCAGCUCUGCGACGCAUUUUCAUUCGGAUGCCAUCUUGAAAAAGUUGUCAAUCAAGGGUCAUGAUAUUAAGAUUGGUUGGGGAAAGCCGUCCCAGGUGCCUACGUCGGUCGCUCUCGCUGUACAACAGUCGGGUGCGUCGAGGAACGUUUAUCUAGGAAAUCUUCCCGAGGACAUCACUGAACAGGAGAUUCGAGAGGACCUGGGCAAAUUUGGGCCCAUUGAUACUGUCAAAAUGGUUCGUGAGAAGGCGAUCGGCUUCGUUCAUUUCCUCUCCAUCAGCAAUGCGGUCAAGGCGGUGGCCCAAUUGCCACAGGAUCCCAAAUGGGGUCCUCCGCGGCGCGUCUAUUACGGCAAGGACAGGUGUGCCUACGUUUCCAAGACACAGCAACAGAACGCGGCACAAUACUUGGGCAUCGCUCCCGGCUACGCCCACGUUCUCAAUGGAGCUGACCGCGAUUUGAUAUCCAAUGCCCUGGCACAGCAGUCGGUCGCGGCAGCUGCCGUUGCGACUACUGCAGGCGGCGUCAAUAAUCUCGGAAAUCGAACUGUCUAUCUUGGAAAUAUUCACCCCGAGACCACCAUCGAGGAGAUUUGCAAUGUCGUGCGCGGAGGUCUGCUUCAUCACAUCCGAUAUAUCCCUGAUAAGCAUAUCUGCUUUGUCACGUUCAUCGAUCCCACGUCUGCUGCAUCUUUCUAUGCACUGAGCAAUCUUCAGGGGCUGAUGAUCCACAACAGGCGGUUGAAGAUUGGCUGGGGCAAACACUCAGGAGCUCUCCCGCCCGCCAUUGCUUUGGCCGUGAGCGGAGGAGCCUCGCGGAAUGUAUAUAUCGGAAAUCUCGAUGAGAGCUGGAGCGAAGAACGGCUGCGACAAGACUUCUCCGAGUACGGUGAAAUCGAGUUGGUCAAUACUCUGCGGGAGAAAAGCUGUGCCUUUGUCAACUUCACAAACAUCGCCAAUGCCAUCAAGGCGAUUGAAGCUGUCCGACAGCGGGAGGAGUACAAGCGGUUCAAGAUCAACUUCGGCAAAGACCGGUGCGGCAAUCCUCCACGCCAGAACCUGAACAAUGCCAAUGGCAGCCAACCACGUCUCCAGAAUUCUAUUGACAGCGCCGGGUCCCCCGCUGCGAUGAAUGGAUUUGACCAUGCUGUGUCGCAGUCGGGCUCUAGCCCCACGAGAUCAACUGUUCCUACAGGACCCAAGGCAUCAUUGGGACCACAGUCUCAAGUCGCUGCGCGCCAGCCAACUCUGGCUGCGCCAACACCGUCAGCAAUUCUGAACGCAGGUAGCAACAAUCCGCUGACAAUGUAUCUGUCACAUGUGUCGCAGCAGCAAGCUCAAGCUGAACAGGAUUUGCGGGACGACUCCCUGACAUUUGCCCAGCUACAGCAGCAACAGAAUCAGGCUCUGGCGAACCAACAGGCCGCAUUGUAUGGUGAGAUGCCGAAUGGACACAGCGGAAUGGACAUGCCAACCUCGUCUCACAUUCCUCGACAGAGCAGCAUCAGCGGCGGAUUCAAUUCUAGUUCUCUGAGCAAUGGCGCGUCCACUACCGUUGGAGGGCUCCUGGCCCCGACGAAUACUGGGAUAGGGGCGAGCAGGAGUGCCCAUUCUCGAGCAGUGUCGCUCCCGGCGUUUUCGCAAGAGCUCUUUGGCGGCCAGCAGUCUACGCAACCAGGCCCGUCGUCGUCACGCGGCUUUGGUGGGCAUGCGCCUCAGGGCAGUUUUGGUGGGUUUGGAUCUGUUUUCGGCACUGGCUUCGGGACCAGUGGGUUUAAUGGACUGGGAUUGACGAGCGAUGGCCGUGGAGGUCUCUCCGGCUGGGCUGAGGAGGAAAUAGGGGCAAAAUAAAUGGAACAACUAAUCCGUGGGGUUUGGGACUGUACCGGUCUGGGGGCAUCUGGAAUUGCACCUUUGCUUUGAAUGAGGGUUUUAGUGGUGAUUUUGUUUUGGCUAUACUCCGUUCUAAUAGUGUGGGAUUAUGGCGUGAACCAAAAUGCGCGUUCUGAUGCGUCCUUUGACUGCAUCCUUUGAAUUUGUGACGGAAUUCGGGCACGCCAAAAGACGACAUUUGGACAUUGCUGCCGCCUCAAGCCAUGCUACCAGAAUGUACAUACAUUGGUCUAGCGACGAAGGGUGGCAUGGCUCGAGGCAUAGAAGGGCAUGACGCAACACCGUGAUGGGUCAAGGGAGGUAUCACCCGCGCUUGUGCCGUGGUGUAGUAUACUUGAUAGCAAAUGUGAUGGAUGGACAAGCCUCGACUCGACCAAAGCAUUUCAGUUUGGGAGCAAAGAUAUGUGAGGUCUGUGCAGGAUGAGAUCCUUGGAGAC